This is a messenger RNA of Cynocephalus volans (Philippine flying lemur), 2146 nucleotides long. RefSeq names its product immediate early response 5 (gene IER5). Bases 231 to 1181 code for a protein of 316 amino acids. The record is from RefSeq and is a predicted model, not a curated record. NCBI's taxonomy places the organism in Eukaryota, Metazoa, Chordata, Mammalia, Dermoptera, Cynocephalidae. The transcript has a single exon.
GCUGCCUUCAGUUUAGCGACCGACCCAAAGGUGGGAGGUUGUGUGGUGCGGAGAGGUCGAGGCGGCAGGGCGAGUUACCGGAAUCACUUCAGUUCAGAACGUUAAACUACCGAGGGCGCACCGCAGGGGCGGACUUGUUGACGCCCACUUGUUCCCCGCCCAGCUUCCGAACGUGAGAGCCGGGGCUCACCUCUGUCACCUCGGCGCUAGCCCCGUGAAGGCGAGGCGGGAUGGAGUUCAAGCUGGAAGCUCACCGCAUCGUCAGCAUCUCCUUAGGCAAAAUCUACAACUCGCGGGUCCAGCGCGGCGGCAUCAAGCUGCACAAGAACCUCCUGGUCUCGCUGGUGCUGCGUAGCGCCCGCCAGGUCUACCUGAGUGACCCGUGUCCCGGACUCUACCUGGCCGGUCCUGCUGGGAGCCCGGCAGCGCCGCCGCCGCAGCCCGGUGAGCCCGCGACCGGGACGCCCGCUGGCUGGGGAGAGCCGCCCCCACCGGCCGUCCGCGCCGCCUGGCCGGAGACCGAGUCGCAGCCGGGGCGCCCCGCGGUCCCAGACGCGCCGAGGGCUGGGGACACUGUUCCUACCGCUACGGAGACCGGAGCCGGGGACGCUCCUCAGAGCCGACAGGCGGAAGCUGCUUGGGGUCGCGUAGAGGUACCGCGCGAGGCGGCGGCCGGAGGAGCAGAGGGCCCCGCCGGAGGCUCGGACGUCUUCCCCGAGGGGCUUCGGGCCCCGCGCCGCCCCACAGGAGGGGAGGACCAGCCUGGCGCGCUGGCCGCGGCCCCCCGCGCUGACUGCUGCUGCGCGCCGCGGCCCGCCGAGGACGAGCCCCCCGCGCCGCCCGCCCUGUGCCCCAGGAAGCGCGGCGCGGCCGGCGGCCCCGCGGGCUGCUCGGCGGCCGGCUCGACCCCGCUGAAGAAGCCCCGCCGGAACUUAGAGCCGCAGCCGGGCGGGGGAGCGGAGGACGCCGAGGAGGAGAUGGAGACCGGUAACGUGGCCAACCUCAUUAGCAUCUUCGGGUCCAGCUUCUCGGGACUCUUACGGAAAAGCCCCGGCGGCGGCCGGGAGGAAGAAGAGGGCGAGGAGAGCGGUCCGGAGGCCGCCGAGCCCGGGCAGAUCUGCUGCGAGAAGCCGGUGCUGAGAGACAUGAACCCCUGGAGCACAGCCAUCGUGGCCUUCUGAGGCCCCGGCCCCCGUGCGGGGAGGAGGUUGAGCGGCGGGCGUCCCUGGAGUGGGGCCGGACCUCUCCCAGCUGCGAGGACGCCCCAGGGCCGCGGGCGCUGAGCUCGUUGGGGGAGACUGGUUGCUGCCGGCCAGCGCGCACUGAACCCCGGGCUCGGCAGCCCUGCUGUGCCGUGACUCUCGAGUCGCAUCUUGGGACCUGGGAGUUUGAGGCUUAUUGAAAGAGGACGUUUGUGAACUUCGUGUAUGUGUAUGUUUCUGUGUAUGUAAGUUUGUCUUGUUGAAUUAAGACUAUUUUGUCCUUCUGGAAUGCACCACCCUUCCCCGGGGCUUCAGUGAUUGGGGGCAGACAGGGACUUUCCUGUGCCGGCAGCACAGAGAAGGAAGCGGCUAAAAGGUUGGGGCCGGGGAGUUCCCAUUCGUUCCUGGGGGAGGGAGGGACUUUACACACGCCCCUCACAUGAAAGCUAGAGCCACACCACGGCCGGGAGUGGCGUUUCCUCACUGGAUUUCCUAAGACGAGAGGGAUUUAGUCCGUAGUAGAGACGUGGAUUCUAUCCUUUCUCUCUCCUUGAAGAAACGAUUAUGUCCUGUGAUCACUCUGAGAAAGGGAAAUAUUAACGGCCCUUUGCUUUUCCGCAGGGGAAAAAAGCUUGAUGAACUUCACAGAAGACUUCAAGCUUGGAAAUAUGGAGUUUAUAGAGAAAAAAAUAUAUUUUAAAAAGCUCUAGGUCAGAACACAGUGCUUUUAAGAAGUGUUUAAUGAAGCAAAGUUUACAGACAGAAGCCCUAAGUGGAAAGACCUUAUGGUUUUGUAAAUAUGGUGACUCCAGUCUUUGUUGUAUAAAGGUUGGGGGAGCUGACAAGGUUUUUGUACAGUAUUUUCUCCUUGGUUGUAUUGAUUUUUGUAAAAAAAAUGUAACUUUACGUGUCUAACACGUAUUAAAUAUUUUGAAGCAACUUCA